AUGGCGUUCUUUGGUAAAAUUGGGAAGUUACUGAAGAGCUCUGCUGUCAAGCACAUCAAUCAUGAUAUUUCCAUGUCUACUCCUUUGGCAUUCCAAGCGAUUAGAUCUAUGUCAUCUGCAAAGCUUUUUGUUGGAGGAAUUUCAUAUAGCACUGAUGAUACCAGUCUCCGAGAACAUUUUGCUCGCUAUGGGGAAGUUGUUGAUGCAAAGGUUAUUAUGGAUCGUGAAACAGGAAGGUCCCGAGGUUUUGGCUUCAUAACUUUUACAACAAGCGAGGAUGCAUCUGCUGCCCUUCAGGCCAUGGAUGGCCAGGAUCUUCAUGGUCGGACAGUACGAGUGAACUAUGCUACAGAAAGGUCACGUCCUGGGUUUGGUGGUGGAGGCGGCUAUGGUGGAGGUGGAGGUGGAGGCUAUGGUGGAGGUGGUGGAUAUGGCGGCGGCGGUGGUGGCGGAUAUGGUAGUGGUGGAUAUGGCGGCGGCAGCUAUGGUGGUAGUACUUAUGGUCGUAACGAUAAUAGCAACAGUGGAAGCUAUGGAAGUGGUGGUUAUGGUGCCCCGGGAAGCUAUGGUGGUAGCAAUGUCGAGACUAGUUACGCUGCCCCUGUUGAACACGGAAGCAACUCUAAUUUGGGGUAUGAUGGUCAACUUGGUAGCCACCAAGAUGGCGGUGAAUUCGUUGAACCACGUGAAAACAACCCUGAUGAACCUAAUGAUUACAUAGAGACCGGGAGGAGGUGA
Messenger RNA from Vicia faba (fava bean), 738 nucleotides. Lineage: Eukaryota; Viridiplantae; Streptophyta; Magnoliopsida; Fabales; Fabaceae. The record is from the annotation of a GenBank genome assembly.